AUGAACAUAGACAAAGCCCUCUGUGAUAUUGGAGCUAGUGUGAGCCUAAUGCCCUUAUCUAUAUGUCAAAGGCUGAAUAUUGGAGAAUUGAGAUCAACUACUAUCUCAUUACAAUUAGUAAACAGGUCUAUCAAGUAUCCAAUUGGCAUCUUAGAGAACAUCCCUUUCAAAGUGGGUAAAUUUUUCAUUCCUAUAGAUUUUGUUGUCCUAGAAAUGGAGGAAGAUGUCCAAAUUCCCAUAAUAUUAGGAAAGCCUUUCUUGGCAACCGAUGGAGCAAUUAUAGAUGUCAAAAAUAAGCAGUUAACUCUCAAAGUGGGAGAUGAAGAGGUGGAGUUUAACCUGUUUAAAGCAAUGAAGCACAAGCCUGAAUUUGAUGAAUGUUUAAGGGUUGACAUCAUAGACAAGCUAGUAGAGGAAGAAUUUCAAAAAUGA
This is a messenger RNA of Hevea brasiliensis (rubber tree), 432 nucleotides long. RefSeq lists its product as uncharacterized. The record is from RefSeq and is a predicted model, not a curated record. NCBI's taxonomy places the organism in Eukaryota, Viridiplantae, Streptophyta, Magnoliopsida, Malpighiales, Euphorbiaceae. The coding region runs from base 1 to 432 and encodes 143 amino acids. The transcript has a single exon.